CACCUGUUCACAUCUCGCGCGGGAGAUAGUCUUGCGCGCCACACUCUGACUGCAGCCAUGCCCGCUCGCCGCCGUGCGCGUUCUCAUGGGCCGCUUGCGCGUCUCCACUUGGGCGGGCAGCGAUGUGCACGCACAGACUCGCCAUCUCUCGCAAAGGCGCAGCAGCCUAGCUCUCCAUCAUCACCCUUUGCACUUACACUUGCUGACCUGGCAACAUCCAUUGGCCUCAUUGGGAGCUAGACAUCGCUGCUCUACAUCGCUUGCCCCGUCUGCAUCCGCCUUGGCCGUCUGCAGAGACCUCACGCGAUCUCGUACAGCAAAAUCUGGUCCCAGCUCUCACGCGUAAUAAGAUCAAAAGGAUGGCGGACAGCAGCGCAGUGCCCGCUGCAGGCUCAUCAAAUGGUGCUUCAGGCUCGCUAGCACCUGGCGACCCUCGCAAAGAGGGAGCGCUCAAGUCGUACAAGAAGGCUCUGAAGCAGCAUGAAGAUCUAUCGGAGGGGUUAAAGAAGCGUGAGU
Messenger RNA from Ceraceosorus guamensis, 516 nucleotides. RefSeq lists its product as hypothetical. Bases 86 to 346 code for a protein of 86 amino acids. The transcript has a single exon. Lineage: Eukaryota; Fungi; Basidiomycota; Exobasidiomycetes; Ceraceosorales; Ceraceosoraceae. The record is from RefSeq and is a predicted model, not a curated record.